AUCGCCCUUCAAAUUGCACCCUCCUCGCCCCUCUUCUCUCUCUCCAAACGCCCCCAAUUUCCAAUCGCCCUCUCUCUCUCUCUAUCCUCGCAUUUCUCUCUCUCAAAACGCGAAUUACACAAAUUUAACGUCGAUGGCGCACAAGACAGAGCAGGAGGAGACAGAGUUCAAGGUCGCACCUGAGAACAUCUCGCUCUGCGUCAAAUGCGGCGUGCCAGGGAAUUCCGCCGCGAAUAAUUUGUGCCAGAAAUGCUUCGCCACGCCGCCGGAGGUCUCCGCCUCCGCCGUUCCCGCGGUUUCCGGCGUGACGAAGCCGAAAAUCCACGUGUUCGGAGAGAAAUCCUUCAGAUCCAGCUCGUCCGUCAGAUCCUCGCCGCCGAGGAUGCCAAAGCUCCUCGAGACGACCGCAGAUCUGAAGGAGGAUCGGGAUUUAUCGGCUCCGGCGAAGAGAGAAGUCAACCGGUGCUCCGGCUGCAGCCGGAGGGUCGGAUUGACCGGAUUCAGGUGCCGGUGCGGCGAGCUAUUCUGCGCCGAUCAUCGGUACUCGGAUCGCCACGACUGCAGCUACGAUUACAAGACCGCCGGUCGGGAGGCGAUCGCGAGGGAGAAUCCGGUGGUCAAAGCCGCGAAGAUAGUCAAAAUUUGAGGCUAAAAACCUCUGAGAAGGAUUGGACGAAGAAUAAAUACGCAAUCAAGGAUCGGGGAUUCUUCGAGUUAUGAGAAAUCGGAAAUGAAAUUAUUGCUGCACUUCUCUUCGAGCUGAGACGACGCCGUCUCGUGGCCCAGGGACGGAACUGUGGAAGAGAGGAUGAGACAACCGCUUCUGUUACUCUUUUUUUGGAUUUUUUUUUUCUCAAUUGUGACGAUAUACAAUAGAGUUUUAAUUAGUGUGACAAUAUUGAUAGUUUUUUAGUACUACUAGUUUAAUGUGUGAUUUUUUCUUGAUUUUUUUGUAUUAUGAGAUGGAUUUUUUACUAUAAUCUGUUCGGUUAUUGAUGAAUUUGAUUAGCGAUUUGAGAGUUUUUCA
Molecule: messenger RNA, 1027 nt
Organism: Salvia hispanica
Lineage: Eukaryota; Viridiplantae; Streptophyta; Magnoliopsida; Lamiales; Lamiaceae
Source: RefSeq, a predicted model, not a curated record